AUGUUGACAUAUAUUUUACAAGCUAAAGCUGAACUUCACAAUGUUGCCAGGGUGCAACCGGUUGAUGACGAGUCUUAUCCCCAUGAUUACAAGUUCAAGUUUCAAUGCAAUGGAUGCAAAACGAUUCAUCCGAAUCCAGUGCAAAUAAACCGGUUUGAAAGUUUUCAAGUAACGGGGUUUCGUCGAUUAGCCAAUGUAUUGAUCAGGUGCAAAUCAUGCCAAAGAGAGCGGUACGCCAUUAUUUCAAAGAUUGGUAAAGCGUGCAUUCAAGAUGAAGCUACUUUUGGUGCUGGUGUUGUGGAUGAAUAUUGUGAUAUUUUAAAGAUUCAUACCCAUGGAAUGAGGAUCUUGGAAUUCGUGGCUGAUGAUCAAUUCGAGUGUGUUACAACUGCUGGAAAUUUAAUUCAAGGCAUAGGGUUGUUGGAUGGGGAGUGGGAAGAGAUUGAUGAAGAAGGAAAUGAAUUGAAGGUUUUGAACGUUGAUUGGAAUUUGAAACUUGUUUCUGAAAAAGAUCCAAAGUACAAGUAA
Messenger RNA from Lodderomyces theae, 528 nucleotides. RefSeq names its product CXXC motif containing zinc binding protein. Gene Ontology annotation, molecular function: zinc ion binding. Bases 1 to 528 code for a protein of 175 amino acids. The transcript has a single exon. The record is from RefSeq and is a predicted model, not a curated record. Lineage: Eukaryota; Fungi; Ascomycota; Pichiomycetes; Serinales; Debaryomycetaceae.